UGCCAUCCGAUGCAAAAUCCUUGACGUCGUUGAUGGGAAUCUGACCUGAAGCGAGUUCGCCCUCCAUCGUAUCCACCCCUCCAACGCUUGCGACCAUCCCCCACGGCGAGACCAUGACAGACGCGACCCGGUAGACCCAGCUACGAACUCUACCUCAACAAAACCACUGCGAAUAUGGCGCGUUCGACCAGCCAAGCCUAUAGGCACUUCCGCACCGCCCUUGCCUUGUGGCCCAAGGACAACCUCCGCCCCGAGACCCAGUUCAACGAGAUCAUCCAGAGAGGCAUCGAGAGGAGGUACACGACGCCCAAUAUCGUCGACGAGGCCAAGGAGCUCAAGCAGGUGAAUGCGCUGUACGCUCUUGCCGACGACCGCUUCAAGAAGGCGUUCCCCCUCAACGGUGACCUCCUUCAGCCCGCGAGCCAGCCGACCUACUUCCAAGACCUAGUGAGAGAGCUUGAGGAGGCCCCGACCCGAGGCUGGCUCAAGAACAUGUCCAAGAAGUUGUCCGGCAUGUUCCGGUUCCAAUAGUCAUCGAAGAGGAGGAUCACGAAAAGAUGUCACAUGCGCAUAUUACACCAAAAAGAAACCCAUCGGAACACCGACAUGAAGAACAGUGGCGCUGGCAAAUAGCAAGCAUGGGC
Colletotrichum destructivum is the source of this 644-nucleotide messenger RNA. Its product is annotated as Putative complex III assembly factor UQCC2/CBP6. NCBI's taxonomy places the organism in Eukaryota, Fungi, Ascomycota, Sordariomycetes, Glomerellales, Glomerellaceae. The coding region runs from base 175 to 531 and encodes 118 amino acids. Gene Ontology annotation, cellular component: Cbp3p-Cbp6 complex; mitochondrion. Gene Ontology annotation, molecular function: ribosome binding. The transcript has 3 exons. The record is from RefSeq and is a predicted model, not a curated record. Gene Ontology annotation, biological process: mitochondrial respiratory chain complex III assembly.